Leptosia nina is the source of this 681-nucleotide messenger RNA. NCBI's taxonomy places the organism in Eukaryota, Metazoa, Arthropoda, Insecta, Lepidoptera, Pieridae. The record is from the annotation of a GenBank genome assembly.
AUGGCUGCGGUGUCGGAGGCUGGCGCCAUCGUGCGUCAGGGCCACCUUCGUAAAUUGAAGACGAUGAAGAAGAAGUAUUUCGUGCUGCGCGCGGAGACGGCUGAGAGCUCCGCGAGGCUGGAGUACUACGAGAGCGAGAAGAAGUUUAGAUCGGGUGCUGCACCGCGGCGCGUACUCCCACUCAAGAGGUGCUACAACAUAACCAGGAGGUUAGACCUGAAGCAGAAACAUGUGAUUGCCCUUUUCACAUGCGAGGAACAGCUCUGCAUAGUAGCAGAGAAUGAACAGGAUUUGCACGCCUGGUUGGCAGCUAUAUUAAAACUGUUUCGCAAUGAUGAUGCAAGUGCUGAACUCCUACAUCCCAUACAACACGUGUGGCAGGUGAACGUACAAAAGAAGGGCCUCGGCGCAUCCAAAAACAUCCAAGGGCUUUACAACCUCUGCCUCACAGACAAAACCCUUACAUUGGUGAAGAUUAAGAGCCACAACAACAUCAUCAGCGAUCUGGUAAAUCCUGAGCGCGUGGAGUUUUCCUUGAAGAAUAUCAGAUGUUGUGGGGACUCCGAAGCCUUCUUUUACAUGGAGGUGGGUCGGCAGACUGUGACCGGAGCUGGUGAGCUCUGGAUGCACUCAGAUGACUCCAACAUCGCGCAGAGCAUGAACUCCACUAUCUAUCAGUGA